Molecule: messenger RNA, 2918 nt
Organism: Myxocyprinus asiaticus (Chinese sucker)
Lineage: Eukaryota; Metazoa; Chordata; Actinopteri; Cypriniformes; Catostomidae
Product: transcription factor Sox-8-like
Exons: 3
Coding region: 103-1461 (452 amino acids)
Biological process (GO): morphogenesis of an epithelium; neural crest cell development; negative regulation of transcription by RNA polymerase II
Cellular component (GO): nucleus
Molecular function (GO): DNA-binding transcription factor activity, RNA polymerase II-specific; RNA polymerase II cis-regulatory region sequence-specific DNA binding
Source: RefSeq, a predicted model, not a curated record
ACUGCUUUUCCAUGAGCGGACAGUAACAGUGACUCACACAGGGAAACAAAGUUUUUUUCCAAGCGGAUUUGAGCAGGUCGGGUUUAAAAUCAUCAGUAAAGAAUGACGGAGGAGCGGGAUAAGAGCAGCGCAGAGCCGCCGUGCAGUCCGGCCGGUUCGUGCAGCUCGCUGUCGCAGGACGAGUCGGAAUCUGACGCGCCGUCAUCUGCUGGAUCGGACGGACACGCGUCGCUCAUGAUGACAGGACUGGGGAAGAAACUAGAGGAUGAAGACGAGCGCUUCCCAGCGUGUAUUCGGGACGCGGUGUCGCAGGUUCUGAAGGGGUAUGACUGGUCCCUUGUGCCCAUGCCGGCACGAGGCAGCGGCGCGAUGAAGAGCAAACCUCAUGUGAAGAGACCCAUGAACGCGUUUAUGGUUUGGGCUCAAGCCGCGCGGAGGAAACUUGCGGAUCAGUAUCCGCAUCUGCACAACGCCGAACUCAGCAAAACACUCGGGAAACUCUGGAGACUGUUAACAGAGAAUGAGAAGAGACCAUUUGUGGAGGAAGCCGAGAGACUCCGAGUCCAACACAAGAAAGAUCAUCCGGAUUAUAAAUACCAGCCGAGAAGACGGAAGAGUGUGAAAGCGGGUCAGAGCGAGUCGGAUGCUGGGCUGGAUCUCACCCAUCACAUGUAUAAAGCUGAACCUGGAAUGGGGGGUUUGGCAGGUUUAUCCGAUCAUCACUCCAGCCACACUGGCCAGCCCCAUGGACCCCCGACACCCCCGACCACGCCUAAAACCGACCUUCAUCACGGAGGAAAGCAAGAUUUAAAGCAUGAAGGACGACGUUUGCUCGACAGCAAUCGACAGAACAUUGAUUUCAGCAAUGUCGACAUUUCCGAGCUCAGCACGGAUGUCAUCAGCAAUAUGGAGACCUUUGAUGUCCACGAGUUUGACCAGUACUUACCUCUCAGUGGUCAUGCCGGGGCCACGACGACCCCUCUGACCUCAGAGCACAGUCACGGGCAGAGCAGCAGCUCGGGAGGGGCGUACGCUACAUCCUAUGACCAACUGGCGAGCAAUGGUCCUGCCUGGAGUCGCAAAGGAACCGUGACGUCCUCGUCGCCCAGCACUAGCGAAGCAGGUCAGCACAGACCACACAUUAAAACCGAGCAGUUGAGCCCGACUCGUUACAGCGAGCGAUCACCCCCGCACACCGAGUACAGUGCAUAUAGCGGUCAGCCAUGUGUCACCUCGGCCGCCUCGUUCUCCAGUAUGCAGUGCGACUAUACAGACCUUCAGAGCUCCAACUACUACAGCCCAUAUCCCAGCUACCCGUCUGGCCUGUACCAGUACCCGUACUUCCAUUCCUCCCGGCGGCCGUACGGAAGCCCCAUACUGAACAGCUUGUCCAUUCCUCCAUCUCACAGUCCCACCACUAACUGGGAUCAGCCGGUUUACACCACAUUAUCAAGGCCAUGAGGCUGGACCGGAACUGUGUCCAUUACUCUGAUGCACUAAUGAAGGACAGCGUUGGCUGAGAAAGUGUUUGUGCCAACUGUCUAAACACAAAGAAAUGAGUGCCUGUUGAUUUUUAUAUAUUGUGCCACCAUAGAUCAUCCACAAAAUUCUAAGAGCACAUUGAAAAUCUGGGAUUAUUUUUGUCUUUUAAACCAGGAAAUAAACAAAAAGUUUUAGGAUUUUGCCAAAGUUAAAGUUAUUUUUAAUAAAAAUGAAGAUGAAAUAUUUUAGAUUCUGCAUUUUUUUUAUUAAAGCAAAUUUGUAAAGCAAAGAUGCUCUUUGGAAUAUUCUCAAAUCAUGCCGAGAAGUUCUUAUAAAAUAAUUUGUAAUUAAAAUUUAGCAUUGAAUUAGAAAAUAUAAAAAGUAGAAGCAUUUUCAGCGAUGAUCUCAGACUUUUUGGACCCCACUUGUCCAUCUAAUCCUUGACCGUUGGUGCUAAACAAGAUGUAUUAGUGCCUGCACAACCAGUGGAAAUCCUCUGUGAGGAACACCUGUCACUGCAGCCCAUGUCCAGAACCACAUGUGUGCUUUCACUCUUUGUGAUUCCACAGAAUUGUGCUGGAGAGGAAUAAAGAGCAGACGGAGAAACAUACACACACGUAUACUGGGACUGAUGAAAUGCUUUCAGAAUCUGAUGGAAGCAUUUAUGUCAACUGCGAAACCUCUCUGGUUAAAUCAUUUUUAUUUUGUUUUUUGACCCACAUGUCUUUUAAAUGAAAAAUUCCAUGUAUAUUUAUGUUAUGUUUUUGUAAUUUUUUUCUGUUUAUAGUACAAAAGUUUGUUUUAACAGUUAAAAAUGGUGGAGGGAUAAAAUAAUUCCAGUACAGUCAGCUGUAUUGCGCUGACUGAACAAUCAUUGAUUUUAAAGCAUUCCUGAUUCCUGGAAAAAUAUAAAUCACUUUUCCAUUCCUUGUUUUUUUUUUUAACAAAAGCAGAAGCCAACUGAGCGAAAUAAAAUGUUACUUGAAGCAACAGGUGUGUGUGUAUGGCACACUGACAGAAAUAAGAUUAGUCAGGAUGUUGCUGCUCUGCUGUGAGUGACACGUCAGCUGCAAUGCAACCUUUUUCUCAGUGGUCACACUAGUUUAAAUGAAAUUAACUAUUCAUUUGCAGUAAGGUCAUGAAUAAUUGCAGUUUAUAAUCAUUAUCAUCCAUUGCCUUCACAUGCUUAUUGCCAUUUUGAAGAAAAUUAUUUCUACAUUCAUACAGCAUUCAGUUUUUAACACAGCUUCAAAAUGCCUUUUGUCAGACUUGUGUCAUUUCUAGUGUGUUUUACUGUAUAUGAAAUGUUUUGUCUAAAUUUUAGGCUGUGAAACACACAAAAACAAUGUUUUCUGUACAUUUAUGUUAAGAAGUGUUUACAAUAUGCUAACAUUAAAUGCUGGUGAUAUGUGUGGAAAACAAAAAAAAAAUUUUUC